Pichia kudriavzevii is the source of this 465-nucleotide messenger RNA. RefSeq lists its product as uncharacterized. Bases 1 to 465 code for a protein of 154 amino acids. Gene Ontology annotation, molecular function: box H/ACA snoRNA binding. Lineage: Eukaryota; Fungi; Ascomycota; Pichiomycetes; Pichiales; Pichiaceae. Gene Ontology annotation, biological process: rRNA pseudouridine synthesis; snRNA pseudouridine synthesis. Gene Ontology annotation, cellular component: box H/ACA snoRNP complex; nucleolus. The record is from RefSeq and is a predicted model, not a curated record. The transcript has a single exon.
AUGGCUAAGAAAGAUUCCGUUAAAGAUUCAGCAGAGGCUGAAAAGGAUAACUAUGACCUCAAACUUCCUUACGUUCUUCCAUUUGCACAACCUCUUGCCUCCAAAAAACUGAAUAAAAAAGUACUAAAGACUGUCAAAAAGGCAGCAAAGGCAAAGCACGUUAAAAGAGGUGUUAAGGAAGUCGUCAAAGCUUUGAGAAAGGGAGAGAAGGGUUUGGUCAUUAUUGCCGGCGAUAUUUCUCCUGCAGACGUUAUUUCCCAUAUACCUGUUCUGUGUGAAGACAAUGGUGUACAGUACAUUUUUGUCCCAAGCAAGGAGGAUCUAGGUGGUGCAGGCGGUACAAAAAGACCAACCAGUUGUAUUAUGAUUGUCCCUGGUGGUGGUAAGAAAGGUGACAAAUCCGGCAAGUCUGAAGAAUACAAGGAAAGUUACGAUGAAAUUUCAAAGGAAAUCAAGAAUUUAUAA